UAAGGUCUCCUGCUCUUUGCUUCAAUCUCCACUGCAGGAAAAAAUAUCAAAACCCCGACGGCAGCAGCACACUAAAGCCUCGCUAUCGAGGCAAGACCUGCAGCUCUUUUCGAGUUCUCAUCUCUUCCUCUUCAAUCCUCACUUGUUCUUCUUCUCCUUCUCUCUCAGUAGUAGCGAAUUUCUAAUUUAAGAAAAGGAGAUCGUAUUUUUAGGGUUUUGUUGAAACUCUGAAAAUAAAAUUUUAAUGGAAAAACUGAUAAUACAUAAAAAUACAUCAUCAGUAAAUUGGAAACCAUCACCUAUUAUUGCAUUAGCUACUAGUAUUGAUGAUUCUAAAGUGGCUGCUGCUCGUGAAGAUGGUUCUUUAGAGAUCUGGCUUGUUUCACCUGGUUCUGUUGGUUGGCAUUGUCAACUGACUAUACAUGGAGACCCUAAUUCCAGAGUUUCUUCACUUGUUUGGUGUCCUUCCAACUGCAAAACUAUGCCGGCUGGUCGUUUGUUGUCAUCUAGUAUCGAUGGAUCGAUUUCAGAAUGGGAUCUUUUUCAUUUAAAACAAAAGAUUCUUUUAGAUUCCAUUGGAGCAUCAAUAUGGCAGAUGGCUGUAGAACCUCUUGAUGCAUUUUUACUUUCCACACAAAAUGAUACCCAGCGAGCUGUCAAUGAACAUGCAAUUAAUGGUGGUAGUCCUCUUAGUGAUGAUGGCACUAGUGAAAGCGAUGAUGUCGAAAUUAAUGCCAUAGAAUUGCACCCAAUGCCUGAACACCCACGUCUAGCUAUUGGCUGCGAUGAUGGACGUGUUCGAAUUUAUAUUAUUUCUGAUGAGUUGACCUACAAUAGGAUGUUGCCUAGGGUUAGUGGGCGUGUUCUAAGUGUUGCAUGGAGUCCUGAUGCUAAGUCAAUAUUUUCAGGGAGUAGCGAUGGUUUCAUAAGAUGCUGGGACGCCCAGUCGACUCAUGAGGUGUAUAGGAUAACAGUUGGAAUGGGAGGAUUGCAUAAUAGAUCAGAUCUGUGCGUGUGGUCUUUAAUUUAUCUAAAAUCUGGUACUCUGGUUAGUGGAGACAGUACUGGCAGUGUUCAGUUUUGGGAUGGUGAACAAGGAACUCUUUUGCAGGCACAUUCUUGCCACAAGGGUGAUGUCAAUGCUUUGGCACCUUCUCCUAGUCAUAAUAAAGUAUUUUCUGCUGGUUCUGAUGGUCAGGUAAUCCAAUAUAAGCUCUCUAGUGAUACCGUCGACUCUGGCGAUGAUAGUUCCUCUACAGUAGUGGUGAAGAAGUGGAUCUAUGUUGGUUAUGUAAGAGCUCACACUCAUGAUGUCAGAGCCUUGACAGUAGCAGUUCCUAUUGUCAGCAAAGAGCCAUUACCUGAUGAAAAGCUAAAAAGAGAAAGUCGUCGUCGUCGGGAUCCCUAUAAUUUCAGUUAUGGGAAGUGGGCGAAGUUGCGAGUCCCCAUGCUAAUCUCUGCUGGUGAUGAUACAAAGAUCUUUGCGUAUUCUGUUCAGGAAUUCACCAACUUUGCCCCACAUGAUAUUUGCCCUGCACCUCAAAGAGUGCCUAUUCAGUUGGUACAGAAUACACUCAUAGACGGUGCUUCUGUGAUCUUAGUUCAGAACUCGAACUCUUUGGAUGUUUCACUUGUUCACUCAAAGAGUGGCAAGGGCACUAAAAGGAGUGCAAGCACAUCGUUGCUUACUAGCAUUAAGAGCAGAUCAAAGAUAAUAUGCAGCACCAUGUCUUCUAGUGGAAUGUUGUUUGCGUAUUCCGACCAAAAAAAACCAAACCUUUUUCAAUAUUCAAAAGUCGGAGAAAAUGCUUCUGGACUUGCCAAAAAGAAGUUGCCCCGUACACUUCCGUUUGCUCAUUCCAUGGUUUUCAGUGCCGAUUCUUCGAAGUUGAUUCUUGCAGGACAUGAUAGAAAAAUUUAUGUUGUCAACGUUGAAAGUAGAGAACUUUUGCAUACUUUCACACCUUGCCGGAGGGAUGGUAACAAUGGUUUACCACCUAGUGAGCCACCCAUAACAAGGAUGUUUGCCAGUUCAGACGGACAGUGGUUGUCAGCUGUUAACUGUUUUGGUGAUGUAUAUGUCUUCAAUCUUGAGCUACAAAGGCAGCACUGGUUUAUAUCUCGGUUGGAUGGGGCUUCUGUCACUGCUGGGGGUUUCAUGAUCACUCGAGAAUAUGGCAUUGUUCUCAUCAUUACAACUUCUAUAAACCGAGUAUAUGUCUUUGAUGUGGAGUUGAAAAAAUUAGGAGAAUGGUCGAUGCGCCAUACUCAUCUUCUUCCCAGAAGAUUUCAGGAAUUUCCAGGGGAGAUUAUUGGGAUGUCCUUCCCUCAAUCUUGUUCCACUGCAGUUAUUAUCUACAGUGCCAGGGCAAUAUGCUUCAUCGACUUUCAGAAACCUGUAGUUCAAGAUGAUGAUGACAACUGCUUGGCAAAUGGAGUAUUGGAUUCAUCAUCAGAGGUUUCACAAGAUGUUGCCGCUAAUGGUAAUGGUAAGGUGAUGCACAAAAGAAAACGAGAAAGCCAAAUGAAAAAUUUCAAUUUUAGUCUUUUCAAAGAUCCUGCUCUAUUUGUGGGUCAUCUCUCAGAAAGUUCAUUAUUAGUCAUAGAGAAACCAUGGAGGGAAGUGGUUCAGACCUUUGAAGCUCCUCCAGUCCACAGACAUAUAUAUGGGACAUGAGUUCUGCACGCUACUUGUACAUCAAGAAGGGAGUGCAGUUAUGGCCUUGAUUUUCCCCUUUUUCUUAUUAAAGAGUACUGACCUCUGGAGUAGUUGUCGAAUCUUUGAAGAUUUUAUCACAUCUCUGGGACCAAAUACACCACGCAACUAUUGCGAUUUUGCAGAUGUUAUCUUCACUGAUAUGACCAGUUUGUAGAUUAUCAAAGAAAGUGCAGAUCCAGGCCACCAGAUUAAUAUUAUCAGGAGUGUGAAUACCCAGAAUACCAAACCAAACAGGUUUCACCAGAGAGCAUUCAAGAAUGCAAUGAGUAGCUGUUUCAAUCUCUUGAGAGCAGAAAGCGCAACUGAAGUCUCCAUUCUGUAUUGAAUAUGUGAGUUUGUCUCAAGUUGGGAGAAUAUCCUUCACGCAUUUCCACAAGAAUUGAGUGAUUCUAGGAAGAAGAGGUAGUUUCCAGUCUUAAAAACCUUUUUCAUUCUUGGAGACGUCACAACAUUAAAGCUUUGUUCUUCAUACAUCUUUUUGUAAACAGAUUUUACUGUGAAUUGUCCAUUUUCUCUGAAGUCCAAACCAUUUUGUCUUCA
This is a messenger RNA of Papaver somniferum (opium poppy), 3259 nucleotides long. RefSeq names its product WD repeat-containing protein PCN-like. Gene Ontology annotation, biological process: meristem growth; meristem maintenance. The transcript is spliced from 11 exons. The record is from RefSeq and is a predicted model, not a curated record. The coding region runs from base 245 to 2677 and encodes 810 amino acids. NCBI's taxonomy places the organism in Eukaryota, Viridiplantae, Streptophyta, Magnoliopsida, Ranunculales, Papaveraceae. Gene Ontology annotation, molecular function: protein binding.